Molecule: messenger RNA, 1766 nt
Organism: Jaminaea rosea
Lineage: Eukaryota; Fungi; Basidiomycota; Exobasidiomycetes; Microstromatales
Exons: 1
Coding region: 51-1472 (473 amino acids)
Biological process (GO): mRNA splicing, via spliceosome
Cellular component (GO): spliceosomal complex
Molecular function (GO): nucleic acid binding
Source: RefSeq, a predicted model, not a curated record
CGUUUCCGUCUUGACAUCCACUCCCCAUCAGCUUUCCUAGCUGCGCAGCCAUGUCCUCCUCGUCAGGACGAGCAGGCUUCUCAUUUUCUAGCAAUAGCAGCAGAGCGAGCAAUGGCCGUCCUUCGAGCCCUUUAGCAUCAAAUGGACGAGCCCCAUCUGGCCUCAGCAGACGCGCCUUCGAUGAGGAUGACGAAGACAACGACGUCGACGCCCACCAUGGUCGCUCAUCGCAUAGGGGCAGCGGUGGCAGCUCACGACAAGAGCUUGCAGGGUAUGGUCGCGCUGGCGCAGAGUCCCGCAAUCGCAGCGAUGAUCGUGAGCGUGGACCUCGUGUUAUCCCUUUGGUCAAGUCGAAUGGAGCGGGAGACUGGAGAGAGGACAGGAAGCGUCGCUUAGGGUUGGGCCAGUACAAGGGGGAUGGGACGGGGACGAGGACUCGAUCAGAGACUACGACAGACAAAGCAAAGGGGCCAGAGAGGAUCAACGAUGGUGAGCAGAAGGUUGGACUCCAGCGAAUGGGCGGGGGACGCCGCGAUGACCAGGGCGAGGCGGAAGGUAGCGUCGCGCCCCUCAGUCGAGCAGAGGAAGAACGCCGUGAGAUGGAUGCCCUCAUGCGUCAAGCACAAGGCCUUGAGGGAGACAAGACUCCUCCCUGGCCAGCUUCAUCCGCCAUGUCCAUGGAAGUCGAUGAAGACGAUGACGACGCAGCGGCGCGACGAGCCCUCAUGUCCAACGGCUUCGACUCCACCUCCUCAAACCUCAACUCCGGGCGGACGAUCCCUCUCGCCCAUUCACCCCCUCUAGACGAGGAAGCCGCUUUCAGGCAGGACGCUUCGACCCGCCCAGAUGCGCCCACAUUAGAGGACUACGCAGCCACGCCCGUCGAGGACUUCGGGAAAGCGUUGCUACGUGGGAUGGGAUGGAAGGAGGGUCAGGGCGCCGGCAAAGGGGGCAAGGGUCCUACGAGUAGCAGAGAGGUGGUAAAACGCAGCGCACUUUUAGGGCUGGGGGCGAAGGAGAGGAUUCCUGGCGGAGCUGGUGCAGCAGGAGGAGGAGCGAGUGGUGCCCAAGGGGGAAGGGCGAGGCAGGAGCAACAGCACCGAGGAGAGAGGUAUAAGGCUUACAAGCCGCUCGUGAGGAGAGAUAGAGAGGAGAGUGACGAUGUGCGGAGUAAUGGAGGCUCGUCGACUCCUCAGCGGAGGCUGCUGCAGUCCAGCUCUUCGUCCUCAUCGAGACGAUCCUCAAGAAGCCCCCCGCCACGACACUCACGGCGAGACGAUCGCGAUGACGACAGGGAUGAGAGUGGAAGACAUCAUCGACACAACGACGACGACAGGCGAAGGCGAGACCGCGAUGACCACAACUCGCGACGCUCAUAUCGACGUGACGAUGAUGGGCGGUACGAUGAUCGAUACCGAGAGAGGGAAGCGGGCAGGGACAGAGAGAGGGAAAGAGAGCGAUCAAGGCGCUAAGGCAUCGUGCGAAUCAGGAAUGGCAUCACAAAAUAGGCAUUGCAAUUGGUCAUGGCGGUCAUGAAUGAAAGAGUCCUUGGUGCUGGUCCUCGUGCUGUGCAGCGUUGCUCGUUGCGCGCUCCUACUUCUUCCUCGGGCUGCUCCCCCUGAUUGUCCACCUGGAAAUCAUCGAGGACAGACCUCCACCGACACCACCGCUGCGCUGCUGCUGCUGCUGCUGCCCGCCACCUCCCCUCGACGAAGCGCUACCGCUACCCUGACUGCCGCUGCUCACGCCCACCUCAUCCGGCCCAG